Messenger RNA from Heterobasidion irregulare TC 32-1, 975 nucleotides. Its product is annotated as polysaccharide lyase family 14 protein. The record is from RefSeq and is a predicted model, not a curated record. Lineage: Eukaryota; Fungi; Basidiomycota; Agaricomycetes; Russulales; Bondarzewiaceae. The transcript has 5 exons. The coding region runs from base 1 to 975 and encodes 324 amino acids.
AUGUCUUGCUCGCAGCUCCUCCCGUUGCCUUCUGCAAGCAUCCAUAAUGCAUUCACAACCUCAAACUUGCUGUCUCGCACAUCAUUUCCUCACGGUAUCUCCCUGACACCACUCACUGAUGCCGCACUGGGCGUCCACAAGCUCUCGCACCCGCAUAUUCUCACACACCGCGUGGUGUGUCCUCCCGUUCCACAUACUGCCGUCGCAAUUGCGACUGCAUCGGCGUCGAGUGUACAAGAUGCGAAUGAGAAGGAGGCUUGGGAGGCAAUUUAUAUAAAAGGCAGCAUCAAUCCCGCAGGCGCAGUCAAAGGUGGGUUUGGUUUUUAUUUAGGUGGACCGGAAGACUUUCAAGCGCGCUUGAUGCACGAAGGGGCAGAGGAAGUAUUAAUGGCAUACGAGGUGAUGUUUGAAAAGGAUUGGGAGUGGGCGAAGGGAGGCAAAUUGCCUGGGAUCUAUGGCGGGAUCGGCGACGCGGCAUACGGAUGCUCAGGCGGACGCAAAGAUGCACGCUGCAAGUGUUUUGACUUGCGUUUGAUGUGGCGAGCAAAUGGUGCUGGUGAACUUUAUGCUUAUCUGCCGCUUACGCCCACCAAUGCUGAACGUCUGCUUCGCGUCCCUCCCACGUCACACGAGAACACCGACUAUGGUUUCUCGGUCGGACGCGGCGCAUGGCGGUUUCAGUCUGGCAGAUGGCAUUGCGUUGCAAUCCGAGUGAAGAUGAAUCAUGUUGGUCGGGAGAAUGGUGAGGUAGAGGUCUACAUAGAUGGCACGUCUGUGCUGCGUGCAACUAGUCUUGUGUUACGCGAAGACCCGGCGUCGAGAAUCAGAGGCAUGCAUUUCCAAACGUUUUUCGGAGGUAACAAGCCAGACUGGGCAUCCCCGAAACACCAGCGCGCCUGGUUUGCCUCUAUCACAGGCGCGAUUGUUCAACCUGAGCCCGAGGUACAUCAUACGAGACAGAAUGAUAAGCUCUAG